Messenger RNA from Daucus carota subsp. sativus, 1757 nucleotides. RefSeq names its product vacuole membrane protein KMS1. The coding region runs from base 219 to 1487 and encodes 422 amino acids. The record is from RefSeq and is a predicted model, not a curated record. The transcript has 8 exons. NCBI's taxonomy places the organism in Eukaryota, Viridiplantae, Streptophyta, Magnoliopsida, Apiales, Apiaceae. Gene Ontology annotation, cellular component: endomembrane system; membrane; endoplasmic reticulum.
ACAGCUCCAGCUAUAUUCAACACAGACACCGGAUCAUUAUAUUAACGCACAUCUUAUUCAAUUAUUCUUAAUUCCAGCAUCUUCUCAAAUAUUCUUAAUUAUAUAUCGUUACAGGCCAUUACCCAAAAACGAAAAUUAUCCAUUUUUAUCCUCGACUCCAUCUGAAUCUUAACCACCUAUAAUAUCUCGGAGCAACAAUAAUAUCAAAAGCAGAUACUAUGGGAGAAAAUAUUACUACCCCCGUCUCGAAUUCAGGACUAAGCGGCAAGCAUCAGCAGGAACUGGAAAAUUUGAGACUCACAACACAACCAUUCAAAACAUUGAAGUUCUUCAUUUUGGCUGUUGUUCAGUAUCUUAAGAGAUUGUUACAGUAUCUUCUAGGGCAUGGAUCUUGGCUCAUUCCCAUGGGUGUUGUCCUGGUAGCAGGUGGUAUUCUGCUUCUGAACACUGAUGGUCCUCAUGAAAAGCACAUUGAAGAGCUUUUUCAAUAUCUACAGUUUGGAUUAUGGUGGGUGGCCCUUGGUGUUGCAUCUUCUAUUGGUCUUGGAUCUGGUUUGCAUACUUUUGUUCUAUAUCUAGGUCCUCACAUUGCUUUUUUCACUCUAAAAGCAAUGCAGUGCAGUCGCGUAGACAUCAAAAGUGCCCCAUAUGAUACCAUACAGUUAAAGAGAGGGCCUUCCUGGCUUGCAAAGAAUUGUUCUGAAUUUGGCCCCCCUAUGUUUUCCUCUUCACAUGGUCCGCACAUUCCACUUACCAGUAUAUUGCCACAGGUCCAGUUAGAGGCUAUUCUUUGGGGUAUUGGAACUGCGCUAGGAGAGCUACCUCCAUAUUUUAUUUCAGGAGCAGCAAGCUUAUCAGGUGGAAAGUUGGAUGCAAUGGAAGAAUUGGGCACUUCCUCUUCACAAGAUGAUGGGUGGAUAGCUACUCGUCUGAAUCAAUUAAAGUGCUGGUUCCUUUCACAUGCACAGUAUUUAAACUUCUUUACUGUAUUAGUGCUUGCUUCGGUACCAAAUCCUCUGUUCGACCUUGCUGGUAUAAUGUGUGGACAAUUUGGAAUUCCUUUCUGGGAGUUUUUUCUGGCUACAUUGGUCGGAAAAGCAAUUAUUAAAACUCACUUACAGACUAUUUUCAUCAUUUCAGUCUGCAACAAUCAACUACUUAACUGGAUAGAGAAUGAGUUGAUUUGGGUUUUCAGUUUCGUACCUGGUUUUGAGUCCAUCCUCCCCAACCUUGUGGCCAAACUGCAUGCCAUGAAAGACAAGUAUAUGGCAACCCCAUCUCACGUGACCUCCAAUUUAAAGGUGAAAAAGUGGGAUCUCUCAUUAGCUUCAAUUUGGAACACUGUUGUAUUGUUAAUGCUUGUAAACUUCUUAGUUCAAAUUGUGACUGCUACGGCACAAAGGUAUCUUAAGAAGCAGCAGGAGAAAGACUUGGCUGCUUUAAAUCACAAUUCUAAAGCUGCAGGGACCUCGAAUGAUAGCGAAUAGACUUCUAGAUAGAUCUAGGGAGUAGCGUUGGGGAAUUUAAGCGCCCGCAUUUGGGCGCAGCAAUUGAAAGUAGCCAAAGCUUUAUCUGCACCAGAUCUACCUUAAAUAUUUGUAUAGGAAGUGCAGAAUUUGCUGACCAAACAAGACCUUGUAAUGUUUGAGAAACAGUGUUCUAGAGAAGAUGAUGUUGAAGAAUUGUUGCUAUUGGCUUGUAAUGGGACAACAAAAUCAUAGUACUCUUCAGCAAUCAAAGACAUUAUUUACUUGGUC